This is a messenger RNA of Adineta ricciae, 1743 nucleotides long. Lineage: Eukaryota; Metazoa; Rotifera; Eurotatoria; Adinetida; Adinetidae. The record is from the annotation of a GenBank genome assembly.
AUGAGAUCAUCUACAUUGAGUGUCUUUGAUUAUGUCGUUCUGGUAGUUCUAUUACUGCUAUCAGCUUUCAUUGGUAUCGUCUUUGGUUUUGUUAAAUCAAAGAAAGCAUCGUCUGAAGAGUUUUUCUUAGCCGAUGGAAAAAUGCACGUGUUUCCGACGGCACUAAGUAUUACGGUGUCGUUUCUAUCAGCUAUUACUAUACUUGGCACACCGAGUGAAGUAUACAUGUCAGGAACAAUGUUUUGGUAUCAAGCUGCUGCAUGGAGUAUUGCAUCGAUGAUAACAGCUUUUGUUUUCAUGCCAAAGUUUCGCGAAAUGAAAUUCACCAGCAUUUAUCAGUAUUUAGAGAAGCGUUUUGAUCAAUCAGUACGAACGUGCGCUUCUAUUACUUUCACGGUCUAUAUGUUUAUCUACAUGGCGUUAGUCCUGUACGCACCGGCACUGGCGCUGAGCCAAACUACGGGUCUGAAUAAAUGGCUUUCGGUGGUAUCUAUCAGUGUCGUUUGUACUUUUUAUUCAUCAGUGGGAGGGAUGAAAGCAAUUAUUUGGACGGAUGUCUUACAAGCAUUGGUUAUGUAUGCGGGUAUUUUUAUCGGUGUUAUACAAGGCUUAAUUUUAGUCGGUGGCUUCGAGCGAGCAUUUUCAAUUGCACAUCAAGGUCAUCGUAUUGAGUUUGACAAUAUAAGUUUUGAUCCACGAACACGCCAUACUGUUUGGUCACUUUUAGUUGGUAAUUCUUUCAAUGCACUGUUAACAUAUGGCUUCAAUCAAAUGCAGGUACAACGAUAUAUGUGUGUUCAAUCAACGCGAGAAGCACAAAAGGCUCUGCUUGUCAACAUAGUUGGUGUCACUAGUCUCAUUCUUCUUUCAUGUUUAAUGGGUGUUAUCCUGUAUGCCUACUAUGCCGGCUGUGAUCCGUACACAGCUGGUCGUAUUCAAAAUGUUGAUCAACUUUUGCCCUAUUUUAUUAUGGAAACAGUCGGACACAAGAAAGGUGUACCAGGUUUGUUCCUUGCUUGCGCAUUUUCCGGUUCGCUUUCCACCAUUUCAUCGGGACUCAAUAGUAUGGCAGCAGUGAUGAUUGAAGAUGUUUAUAAAGGAGUUAUGCGACGAAACUUGAGCAGAGAGCAUCAAGGUUUUGUAUCGAAAAUCGUUUCCAUGUGCAUUGGCCUGGUUAUCGUACUACUUACAUACUUUGUGAGCCAUCUGGGUUCUGUUAUCAAUGCUGCGAUAUCAUUAUCGAGUACUCUUUGUGGACCAAUCAUGGGUGUCUUCUUUCUUGGAUUUUUCUUUUCCAGGGCAAAUCGAUUAGGUGCACUGGUUGGAUUUUUUGUUAGUUUAGUCUUCCAAUUGUGGAUCUUUAUUGGUGUACAAGUAACAAAGCAUCAAUUGAGCAAUCAUCGAUUACCAUUAUCAAUACUCAAUUGUACAGAUAUUGGUACAUUACCUAUGUUAAACAGGACUACAUCAAUACCUAGACACGUAGAAUCUAAUGUAUUACUCAGUCUUUACUCGAUCAGUCAUAUGUGGUACACGCCUAUUGCUGUCGGUACUGUAGUUAUUGUUGGCAUUAUCGUAUCCUAUCUCUUUCAUCCAUUAAAACCAAAUGAAAUUGAUUCAAAAUUAAUUAUUCGGAUACAUGAUAUACGCGCGUAUUGUCGUUGGUCCAAGAAAGAACAAAAAUCCAACAAUUGUGUCGUUUUCAAUGCUGCUGACGAUAGACAAGAUAUGUUACUGUUCUAG